AUGUUGCCGGUCGAUGAGACAUAUAGCCCGAGCAUCGGAAGUCCUUCUGCUUUUGAUGAGCCCGAGGUCCUAUGGAGACAUUAUUUUGUAGCGAAGGCCGGAAAGAAUCCGCUCAUCUCUAAGAAGCGCGCCUCUACAAGUGACAUUGAUGCCAUCAAACGUAUCUUUCCCGACGAACGGCAUCAGCCGACAUUGCUCAUGGCUAGCUCGGUCGUCACUUCGGAAUUGAAGAUGGACGAAACUUCUAGUCGGAAUGGCGGUAGUAUACAUUUUGGUAGCCGACCUGCAACACCCUCGCCCUUUGGAAAUCUUUUCUCUUCGCCGCCGGUAACUUCGCCAAUGAUUGACGAAAGUAAACGGGCAGUCGCUCGACCCCAGGACGCCGUCGAGGACAUCCAAUCACGACGCUCUUUCUCCAUUGGUGAUUUAUUAUCGACAGGCCCAUCAUGGAAGCAGCGGCCGGCGACCCCGUCCAGCGGUAAAUCUACGCGAAGGAAGGCCAAAAGAAGUAGCUCUGCGCCGCUUGUCCUCCCAAUGGGUGGUCAACAUAGUGUCGCAGUGCAAGCAGAAGUGGAGAGACCUUGGAAGCGACGGGACCUUACUGAUCCGUCUGUGUACACACAUAUCAAUCACCCAUCACAAAGCAGCCAAAUCACGUCCAAUGAUGAAACGACUUCGCGUACCCCCAGCAGCCCUCCGUCAACGCUACCACCGCCCACAACUGUAACCAACCCGUCCUCAACCAACAGUUUCUUCCCUGUUGUGCCGCAGAAAGAGCCUUUACCAACAGAUCCUAUGAACAUCAUUCGUAUCCCGCCGUCUACUACCGUCAUGCAAGGCGAACAUCAAACGUCGUGGCGCUCAGGCUCCCCAUCCGAACAAGCAUCGACGGUCAACGAUUAUGAGAACGAACCUCGCAUGGCUACGUUUGGAGAAGAGGAGGAGACAGAUUUCCCGAGCAAGGCGCUUUUUGGCCAGAUACGAACAAAAGGGACACGCAGUAUUUCUGGCGCCAGAGGACCACGUAUCCAGACCAUAUUUGACGAUUCACCACCCGGUAAAUCCAAUGUUACGGCUUUACGCGACCUGUUACCGAAAGGAACAUUUCGCGACUCACUCCCGAUGGCGCUGGGGGAUCACGGAACUAUCGAAGAUCGAGAGGUUCCAGCUGCCGAUCGUAGUCCUGGCAAUCGCACACCGCCGCGUCCCAAGACCGUUCACGGUAAAAAAGAUGCGAAUGGGAGAGGAAGUCGAUCGGUAGGCCGCCGUGCACCUAGUGCGCUGCACGCUCGGAGCCAAAGUGUACCAGUCGUCCCUGACGCUUCUGGAAAACUGGAGACGGUGAUUACGAAUAAAUUCGGCACUUGGGGAGUCGGCAGCAAAGGUGUCACAGAAGACUGGAACGACGAUUUUGAUUUUGCAGAAGCAGACGAAGCCGAUGCAGAACCUUCCAAGCUCGACGAUGGCGAUGAGAAGCGUAUCGAUAGUGGAGUCGCUAUGUUUGUCCCAAAAUCCAUACGCGAGCAGCAGAGUAACGUACUGGCGAAUAUCGGUCUCUUGCGGGAAUGGGGCUUAUUGAUCGAGGAACUCAAAGAACUUCGCAUACGGGCAACUGUGCUAGGACUGAUGGGAGGGAGGUAUCUGAGCCUCUGGCAAGAGAUUGACGCAAUGAUCGAUCUCGCAGACCAGGAGGCAGAGGAGCCACCAGCGGUGCCAUGUCUCUCGCCUCCGUCCUCACCGCAACUCGAGAUUGACUUGUUCGAUGACCUUACGCCAAACGCAUCGAUUAACGGGCAAGCUAAACGAAGGUCUGGGUUGAGUACGGCAGAAGAACUCCUAGGCGGAUCCGGCCCCGUGGUUCUCAAUGGGUCCCGAACAAGGCGAAGAUCAAUCCUUCCCGGCGAUGAUGACAUUUUCAGCAACACACCUUCGACGGCGUCCAGGGGCGGAACCCCCCAACAAACACCGCAUGGUACUCCGCGGGCUUCGAUUUCGUCAAGAACUCGCCCCCGGAAGGACUCAGAGGCUGUCGCGCGCUCAGUCAUCGAAGCCUUGAAAAGAAAAACGGACACAGCGGAUGCGACGUGCGUGGUGCAUGACGUCUCUCUUACGAAGAAAGUGCCGUUCGACACAGCGACGCUGAGACAUAUCGUGCCGUAUGUUAAUGGCCUAAUGCGUAAGGUCAAGGACGUGCUGCGAGAGGCGGAAGGACUGUACUCCAGCCCACAAAAGUCGCCUCCACCGCAAGAGCCAGCUCUAAGCCAGCUCUUCCAAAAUCCACCAAACAGCUCCCCAUCUUCCCGCCGGGCACGGCGCCCUAAAAACAGCACCGUCCGUAUGCAUUCGGACGACUCGUUCGACGCAAAAGAGAACGAGCUUACCGCGGGUAUGAAGUUAAUGACGGUUAUGUAA
Molecule: messenger RNA, 2412 nt
Organism: Coniosporium apollinis CBS 100218
Lineage: Eukaryota; Fungi; Ascomycota; Dothideomycetes
Exons: 2
Coding region: 1-2412 (803 amino acids)
Source: RefSeq, a predicted model, not a curated record